CUGACGUGUCACGUGACUGACCGUCGCCCAGGUUGUGUCGAAAGCAUCCUGGUGUUAGCAGUUAGCUAGCAGCUGACAAAAACAAUAAGUGAGCUGUAAAUAUCUUUAACAUGGACGAAUCAUGAACUUGGCUUUAGUGGAGACAAAGAAGAUCAGGAACUACCCAAACUGGCCUUUUACCAACAUGGUCUGAUAGCUGAUAGACGAAGAGGCCAUUUAACACCGCUAACUAAAACAGCGUUAACGACAGCUAACGUUCAAAGUUUGACGGGCAACAGGAGCAAAUGCGUUAGCUAGCUGCUAGUUUGCCAGUUUACUACAAACCACAACAGCUGGAUAGGUAACAUGUCUAGUUAUCGUAGCAAUUUUGUUAACUAACUAGCGGUGUACGCACUGAGUAAUAACGCGUCGUGUCUGUAAAAUUAGCGAAAACGUUAUAACUGAGUAACGUCAGGUAACGUUAGUUAGUGAAUGACUGCUAGUAAUGCUAACGUUAGCCACUUAAACUUCAGGGUAACACAUAUGUGACAGUUACUCAAAAUCAGUGUUGAAUGUCUUUGUCAUAGUCAGUUGUGAAAUAAAGCGAAUGAUUGCUUAACGCAGUGAGCAGCUACUAUCUGAUAACAACACGUCUGUGGUUUUUUUUUAGAUUGAUUUCGGCCAAUCACAUGAGAUAAAUAAUGCGAAACACCAGGAUGUCAAGCGAAUCGGGAUUAAUGUCUGGGCAGCAGUAUUGUGCAGGAAACACAUCUGUCCGGUCAUUUCGAUAAUCCCUGUAUUCUCAGUAAUGCAGCUACUGUAGGUUGUUGUUUUUUAAUAGCUGAGAGUUUAGUGUAACAUCUUGUAAACACCAAAACAUUUGGCAACCCAGUUCAUCUUCGACAGUCUCUACAGGGUACAGUCUACUUUUCUGUAAGUUAUGCCUGGGGACGCAUCUGAUAGUGGUGAUGACUCCGAUGCAAAAACAAACGAAACAGCCUGUACCGUCAAGCAUCAAAUCACCAAUGCUAACCUCACAGGACACACUGAGAGGGUCGGCAUGGAGAACUUUGAGCUGCUCAAAGUCUUGGGCACUGGAGCUUAUGGAAAAGUGUUUUUGGUCAGGAAGAACAGCGGCCACGAUGCAGGCCAGCUUUAUGCAAUGAAGGUGCUAAAGAAAGCAGCUAUCGUUCAGAAGGCAAAGACAACGGAACAUACUCGCACGGAGAGGCAGGUGCUGGAGCACAUCCGCCAGUCUCCCUUCCUGGUCACACUCCAUUAUGCCUUUCAGACGCAGAGCAAGCUGCAUCUCAUCCUGGACUAUGUGAGCGGCGGGGAGAUGUUCACUCAUUUGUACCAGCGGGAUCACUUUCCAGAGGAAGCGGUGCGGAUUUAUAUUGGGGAAAUAAUCCUUGCUCUGGAGCACCUGCACAAGCUUGGGAUUGUGUACCGAGACAUCAAAUUGGAAAAUAUUCUUCUAGACAAUGAAGGACAUGUGGUAUUGACUGAUUUUGGGCUCAGCAAAGAGUUUCUGGUCGAAGAGAAGGAAAGGACCUACUCUUUCUGUGGCACUAUUGAGUACAUGGCACCUGAAAUCAUCCGGGGGAAGGCGGGACAUGGCAAGUCGGUAGAUUGGUGGAGCCUCGGGAUCCUGAUGUUUGAGCUGCUGACGGGAGCAUCUCCUUUUACUUUGGAGGGAGAGAGGAACUCCCAGAGCGAGGUGUCAAAACGUAUUUUGCGCUGUGAUCCACCAUUCCCCUCUAUGAUUGGACACACUGCUCAGGACCUGCUCAGGAAGUUGUUGGUGAAAGAUCCCCACAAGAGGCUGGGCUCUGGACCACGGGGGGCUGAAGACAUCAAAGCACAUUCCUUCUUCAAGGGACUAAACUGGGAUGACCUAGCCCAGAAGAAGGUGCAGAGUCCAUUCAAGCCAGAGUUGAAGAGUGAACUUGACGUGGGGAACUUUGCUGAGGAGUUCACGGGGAUGGAUCCAGUCUACUCUCCGGCAAGCACGCCCCCAAGCACAGACCGCCUGUUCCAGGGCUACUCGUUUAUUGCUCCCUCCAUCCUGUUCAAUAAGAACGCGGUCAUGGGAGACUUUGUAGAGUCCCAGAUUCGUGCUGAUCGACCAGGCUCGGCCUCUGUCCAACGCAGUGCAAUGUUAGAGGAAUCCCAGUUUUUCCAGCACUAUGAGCUGUGUCUCCACGGGCCACCUUUAGGUGAGGGUAGUUUCUCUGUGUGCAGGAAAUGCAGACACAAGCAAAGUGGCCAUGAGUUUGCAGUCAAGAUCGUCAGCCGCAGAAUGGAGGCAAACACCCAGAGGGAGAUUGCUGCUUUGAGGCAAUGUGAGGCUCACCCAAACAUCGUGAAGCUGCAUGACGUCUAUACUGAUCAGUACCACACAUAUUUAGUGAUGGAGCUUCUGCAAGGUGGGGAGCUGCUAGAGAGGAUCAAGAAGAAGAAACUCUUUGGAGAGGCGGAAGCCAGUCAGCUGUUACAGAGCCUGGUCUCAGCUGUCAGCUUCAUGCACGAGGCUGGAGUCGUGCACAGAGACCUCAAACCAGAGAACGUGCUGUUUGCAGACGAGGGAGAGAGCUCUGUGCUUAAAGUGAUAGAUUUUGGAUUCGCCCGCCUGUGCCCCGCAGGCAGCGCCCCCCUGCAGACUCCUUGCUUCACGCUGCAGUACGCUGCACCUGAACUUUUUGAGAGCGCAGGAUACGACAAGGCCUGUGACCUCUGGAGUCUUGGGGUCAUCCUGUACACCAUGCUGUCAGGCCAGGUGCCAUUUCAGAGCGAGCAGCAGGGGAUGACCUCAUCGUAUGCUGCCGACAUCAUGCAGAAGAUAAAAGAGGGAGAUUUCUCAUUGGAUGGGGAGGCCUGGAAGGGUGUGUCAGAGGAUGCAAAAGAGCUUGUGAAAGGUCUACUGACAGUGGAUCCAGAGAUGCGUCUCAAACUCUCUGAUCUGAAAGAGAACAGCUGGCUGCAAGGCGGAGCAUCCAUGUCCACCACUCCUUUGUGCACUCCAGAUGUGCUGGAGUCCAGUGGGCCCACUGUCCGCACCUAUGUCAACGCCACCUACAAGGCUUUCAACCGCGGUAAGAGAGAGGGCUUCUUUCUGAAAAGUGUCGACAACGCUCCCCUUGCAAAACGACGAAAGCUCAAGAUGACAAGCACAGGUGUAGAGACCCGAUGGAGCUCAUCCUCUUCUUCCUCUUCUUCUUCCACUUCCUCCUCCGCCUCUGCAACACCAUCCAAAGCACAGCCAAAGCAAACUGUGACCCCAAAGCAGAGCUAGCCUAAAUGGCAGUGGGGAGGAAAGUAGAAAAAAUGAAGUGGUAUGUGCUCAUACUGGCAACAAGAUGUCCUCCGGUGGUGAUACUGUCACCCAGUUCCAAAAAACAUACUGACAAACCAAAAGACUGGUUUAGGUUAGUGUUUAGGUUUUCAGCACAAAAUUGAAUUCCACUUUUUACUAACAUGGUAAAGCAACUUCAUUCAUCAUAUCAUCGUGCAUUAUUUUCCCCAAACCACACAUGUAUUUUGGAUGUAAGAUGAGAUGGUAGAGGUCUAGUUCGGCAUCUCUAAGAUGUACAGAAAUUGGUUGCCUUGAGAAAAAUGAAUACAUAUUCAGUAUUCGCUCACUAUAAUGUGGUGACAUCACACACUAAAAGUUAAAAAUGAGACAUUUACCUGUUUUCACUGUGGGUAAGAAACAGUGCCUGGUUAUAUAGGGAUAAAGGGAAAAAGGAGCCAUAAAUGAGCAGAAGCCAUAUAUACAGCAAAGCAGUGAAUAUAUCAAUUGAGCCGGUGUGAAUACACACUUAAUUUGCACAUAGCAAACGAGUAGUCCUUCCAGUAAUUUGCAGAUUUAAUACUUUGAUUGUAUCUAGUUAUUUUUAACUUUGCCACACAUAAUGAUUUGGCCACUGCUUUACAAGUGCUUUGCCACAUGUAGGCACUCUGCUCUGUAAAGAUAGCGAAACGUCUUUUUUUUUUUUUUUUUAACUUUUCUAAAUUGUUUAGGUUGGUCAAAAAUAAUCUAGCUGUUUGCACUAUUUGCAGAGAAUGUAAAUGAUCAAAUGGUUGAAAAGGAAAGAAUAUUUCUGGACUGAGCGCUGAGGGAAAUGCUUGUGAUAUGUAGAACCUUGGAGAUGGCAAAGGAUGAUUAUUGCUGUAGUCGAAAUCUUCUCUAUUGAAUACAGUUUUAACUGUGUGAUGAUCUUCAGUCCAAAGGACACUGACAAAGCAGUGGCACCUCUAAUACACUACCAACUCUACAGAUCCCACUGAACACAACACGGAGCUCAUGUCUUGAUACACUGCUCCGAUAAUGUGUUUUGAUAAACAAUCAGUUUGAUUUGAAGUGGUCGCAGUACUAACUAAGUGUCCAACAGUAGCAGCACCUGUAACAAGAGAUGAAGACACAGAAGUAGUCAUGAUACACAGAGCGAUUUUCUUGUCAUAUUUGCUGUAAAUUACUCGCAUUAUUGUGCCUGUCUGAGGAUUUCUAGCAUGCUAAUCUGUUGUGAUGAUGAAUUAUAAGAACAUUUUCUAUAUUUUGGUAUUUCGGGCUCAUUAAGAAAGUGUCACUCAGAAUGUUUGCACGUAGAUUGGAGCAAAAAUUGAUUUAACUGAUUUUUGAGUGCACAUUGUCUUGGGCUGGUGAUUUUUAAAAGGGUAUUGCAGUUUUCUAUUAGCCUAUCAGACCAGCGCCAAAUGCAGCUAUUACAAAUAAAAACAGAUUUGAUACAGUGAAGUAUUGUUGCCUGUCGAUUACGCUUUGAUUUUAAGAUUUAAGUUUGUUGUCACCUGGGCUGCAUAAGUCACCCAAAUAUGUCUUUUUACAGAUGUGGUUCAAAAUAUUUUAUUGCUUUGAAAUGAAAAUGAUGUUAUACAAUGAUACACUUAAUCAUGACUUUAAAAAUGGUUCUUUGGAGACCAUCCUGCGAGAGCUGUUGUGUAUAUACUCAUCCUUGAUUUAGAGCAAAAAAUGAUGUCUGUAAUGAUUUAAUGGUAUGGUAUAGUCUCCUGAUGUAAUUAUGUUUUUAUUGGAUUUUUUUUUUUUUUUUUACAAGUUGCACAGUUGAUCAAUUAAACACAUUUCAGCUUUAAAGGUGCUUUCACUGAUAUUUAUUACAUGUAAUUGAUUUUAAUGCUGUGGUAAUGGGAUUCAUGUGAAAUUGGCUCUUGUUGUGUACCAGCACCGUGUGUGUGUGCGUGGCUGUGUGAGAGCAUGAGUGGCGCUGGGAGAUUGGUUGUACUGAUAUUUCUGUACCAGAUGAAGCAUUAUUGCAAGUUACUGUAUUAUUUUCUUGUUGUUGUUUGCUGCCUUUGUCUUUUUAAAAGGUAACAGGUUGUUUGUGUUUGAAAAUUGAACAUUUUUACUUAAGAAACUGUGCUUUUAUUGGUGUUGAUAUUCUUUUGUUGUAGUAAAUGAUAUUUUUCUUCUCUCUCUCUCUUUUUUUUUUUUGAGCAUUACUAUUUUACUGAGAUGCACUGUCACUGAUGUCAUAACUGGGAGUUUUAUCUUUUGCACCAAGAUUUUUUGUUUGGUGCAAAAUAAACUACUUUUAAAUAGA
This is a messenger RNA of Thunnus maccoyii (southern bluefin tuna), 5558 nucleotides long. It is a transcript of the gene rps6ka4, whose product is annotated as ribosomal protein S6 kinase, polypeptide 4. Gene Ontology annotation, molecular function: protein serine/threonine kinase activity; ATP binding; magnesium ion binding. Bases 920 to 3274 code for a protein of 784 amino acids. The transcript is spliced from 18 exons. Gene Ontology annotation, biological process: intracellular signal transduction; regulation of DNA-templated transcription; protein phosphorylation. NCBI's taxonomy places the organism in Eukaryota, Metazoa, Chordata, Actinopteri, Scombriformes, Scombridae. The record is from RefSeq and is a predicted model, not a curated record.